UACUGCACUGUACUUUACUUUUAGUAGCCUUACAUCAGUUGGUUUCGGAAAUGUUGCUCCAAAUACUGAUGCAGAAAAAAUCUUUACCAUAAUUGUAAUGCUGAUUGGUUCCUUAAUGUAUGCAAGUAUAUUUGGUAAUGUUUCUGCAAUCAUUCAAAGACUUUACAGCGGAACUGCAAGAUAUCACACUCAAAUGCUUCGUGUUCGAGAAUUUAUUAAAUUUCAUCAAAUUCCAAAUCCAUUACGACAGCGUCUAGAGGAGUAUUUCCAGCGAGCUUGGACAUAUACCAAUGGUAUUGACAUAAGUAGUGUUUUAAAUGGCUUUCCAGAUUGUUUGCAGGCAGAUAUAUGUUUACAUCUUAACAGAAAUUUAGUAAAUAGUUGCCGUGCUUUUGAUGGAGCCAGCCCUGGAUGUCUCAGAGCACUUUCACUUAAAUUCAAGACUACUCAUGCACCUCCAGGUGAUGUUUUAGUUCAUCGUGGAGAUGUCUUACUAUACGUAUAUUUCAUAUCAAGAGGGAGUAUUGAAAUUCUAAAGGAUGAUAUAGUUAUGGCCAUUCUAAAUAAAGAUGACAUAUUUGGUGAAAAUCCUUGUGUCUACUCCUCUAUUGGAAAAUCUUCUUGUAAUGCCUGUGUUCUUACUUAUUGUGAUUUGCAUAAAAUUCAUCGUGACGAUCUUUUAGGAGUUUUAGCUUUGUAUCCCGAAUUUUUGUCUCAUUUUAGCCAGAAUCUUGAAAUCACGUUUAAUAUGAGGGAUGAAGACCAAAUUGGAGUAGAUCCCUUGAUACUCCAAUUUCCUAUGAGCUCACCAAAAGACAUUAACGUCAAGGGUAAGAACGUUGCUCUCUGUCCACUACGGUAUCGUUACAACGCAAUUGAGAUGCUUGGCUCUAGUUGCUUAUCUGCAUCUUUUCCAGAUAACAUAAAAGUGAAGUACAAUUGUAAAAGAAUCCUGCAUGGACAGUUGAAUUCUGCUCUUGAAGACCAAAUUGGAGUAGAUCCCUUGAUACUCCAAUUUCCUAUGAGCUCACCAAAAGACAUUAACGUCAAGGGUAAGAACGUUGCUCUCUGUCCACUACGGUAUCGUUACAACGCAAUUGAGAUGCUUGGCUCUAGUUGCUUAUCUGCAUCUUUUCCAGAUAACAUAAAAGUGAAGUACAAUUGUAAAAGAAGUUAUUAA
Molecule: messenger RNA, 1180 nt
Organism: Copidosoma floridanum
Lineage: Eukaryota; Metazoa; Arthropoda; Insecta; Hymenoptera; Encyrtidae
Gene: sei
Product: potassium voltage-gated channel seizure
Biological process (GO): regulation of membrane potential; potassium ion transmembrane transport
Cellular component (GO): plasma membrane
Molecular function (GO): inward rectifier potassium channel activity
Source: RefSeq, a predicted model, not a curated record